Molecule: messenger RNA, 1521 nt
Organism: Talaromyces atroroseus
Lineage: Eukaryota; Fungi; Ascomycota; Eurotiomycetes; Eurotiales; Trichocomaceae
Exons: 3
Coding region: 1-1521 (506 amino acids)
Source: RefSeq, a predicted model, not a curated record
AUGAGAACUACUUUUGCUUCUGCAGCGUUUAUAGCUACAGCAAACGCUCUAGUAGCUCGCGAUACUCCGACAUGUUGCUUUGGUCUGGCAGCAACUGGAAAUGCCACUGGCGUGUUAGGGCAAAUUGAUGAUGGCCAAGUCCGUAUUGGCAGUGGCUUGCCUCCUGGUCAGUUUUGUAUCGACCCUUCAGGAGCCAUCAAGGAUGGAAAUGGACGCGGAUGUUAUCUUACUCCACCAACCUCACAGCUGCAGUGCGACGUAGGAGCAAACCCUAUGCCAGGAUUCACCAUUGACUCCUCUGGGAAGAUACAUCAUAAUGCAUCUACGAGCUUCGUAGCAUGUCAGUCUGGUCAAAGUGACCAAAUGAACAUCUACACAAGCCCAGCUCCUUCAGAUGUGACUGGAUGUGAACCUAUUGAGCUGCAAACAGACAAAUGUCAGCCUCCUGGGGGACCACCUGCACCGCCUGGUCCGCCUGCACCCGCACCACCAAGUGUUCCUCCUACAGGGCCUGCACCACCAGCUAAGCCUGCAGGACCGCCAGCCCCGCCUCCAAGUGGACCAAGCCCUGCUCCUGCUCCUGCUCCUGCCCCUGCUCCUCCUGGUCAUACUGUAGGUCCCGGUGGUCCUUCACCAAGUGGUCCAGCACCGCCAGCAGUUCCCAGCUCGCCAGCCGGUCCUAGCUCAUGUCCUACUCCAGGACCUCAGGGCCCAGGUCCUGCAGGCAGCGGACAAGCUGGCCCAACCACAUCAGGUGCUCCCAACGCGCCUUCAGGACACAGAACACCCAGCGCACCACAUGGUAGUCCUACUGCACCAGGUCUUCCUCCAUUCGCAAACUCCAGUGCCCCCGCACCCGCAGGCAAUGGCACCGGUCCAACAGCACCUAUUCCUACAGGCGCAAUUUCUCCAACGGGCGGUGUCACGCCUGCCCCCGGAGCUGGGGGAGGAGGAUGCGGUGGCGGGGGUAGCAGUGGAGGAUGUCCUGGAGGAGGCGGAGGAGGAGCUGGUGCUGGUGGUGGCGGCCAAGCAGGCUGUGGCACAACCCUAGUCAACGGCAGCUACGAAUUCCCUCAUCUCAUCAUCCCCAUCGACAGCUCCUCACCCUCCAAAGCACCUGGAACAUCCUACAACGGCACAAUCACAUCCAGCAUAUCAUCCAUCUUCAACUUCGACUUUGGCCAAAACGUGACCAACAAGCAAUGCUCUCUCGUAUUCCUGUUCCCAACACAGGACCAGCUAGAGACUUCCGCGUUUUCAUUCAAAGGUGAUGGAGCAAUCAAGUUCUCGCAACUGGAAGCACCGGCUAGUAACCAGACCUCAUCCAGCAAUGCGCCGGAUGUCAAGGUUGACUACGGGGUGACCAAUGUAUCGCCCGGCCAUUCAUACACUAUCACGAAUUUUGCGUGUCCCGUUGGUGAGACUCUGGCAUUUGAGUUGAAGAAUGCUGGCAGUACGGAUUUGAACUAUUUUGAGGAUUUUAAUCCAGCUCCAAUCGGCCUCUACAUCACGACUUGCUAG